ACUUCAAAAAGUCGGCGGGAAGUACGAAUUGGCCGACCAAAAUACAAUUUAUGUUUAAGAAGUGUUUAAAGAGAGGUUCAUGAUAGUAUUACGUUGGUUGAAUGUUGAAUAUUAAUUUAUUGUUGAAAAUAGUUGCAUCUUAGCUCAAAGAGUCAAUAUGGAGCAACUUUUUAGUAAAGUGUUACUUUUGCAAAUGAAGUCUGCAGAUAGAGAAAACAGAAGGCACCAUAUAAAAAUAACUAUUGAACUUUGCACUGUUACUUCUCCUCUACACAAAAAAGACCUGAAGGUAAGGUUGACUGAUGACAGUGAUCCAUUCUUUCUUUUCAACUUGAGCCUUGGAGAGGAAGAUUUCCAAAGUUUAAAAAACCAACAGGGAUUGCUUGUUGAUUUUGCUGCUUUCCCACAAAAGUUCAUCGACCUACUAGAGCUGUGUCUACAAGAACAGGACAAGGAGGCUCCACAGUUUUUGCUCCGGCUUGAGAAUCAGAGCUCAACUGGCACCAGCAUGGCUACCUUGAGUGUGGUGCAGACUAAUGCAUUCAAACACCUGACACACUUGUCACUGAAGCUCCUUCCAGGGAUGGAUGCUGAUGUAAAGAAGUACCUGGCAGAUUGUCUGAAAAAUCUCAAGGAUGAGAAGAGUAGUCUUGAAUCCAGACUGCAGUCAACCGAAGCUGAUUUAUCUCAGCGCCUUCGUCAAACACAAGAGGCAUUAUCAGCACGUUCUUCGGAACUGGACAGUUUAAAACUAGAAUGGUCUUCGCGCAUCAGCAACCUUACUGCUCAACAUUCAAAUGAGCUAUUGGCGGAAAGAAAAAAAGCAGUAGAGUCGUUGACAGAAUUCCAAGCUCGAGUUGAAAGAGAAAAACAUGAAACGGAACUCAGUUACCAACAGAAGUUACAACAACUUGAAGAGAAGCUGGCUCAGCAGGACAGCAGUAAUAAGGAGCUUGUAGAUCGUAAAUAUCGGUCAGAAUCUAACAUUCGUGAACUGAAAGCCAAGCUUAGUGGAAUAGAAGAGGAUUACCAUCGUGCACGUCAAGAGUUGCAAGCAUUGCGUAAAGACAACAGCAGUCUUGACUCAGGCUGUCACGAGCGAGAGAAAGUUAUCAGCCAGCUGCGAACUAAAAUUGCUGUACUUGAACAGGAGGUUAGGGACAAGGAUGUCCUUGUCGAAAAGAACAACACGCUACUGGAGGCUGCAAACGAACACAAGGCGAAGCUGGAGGAAAGCUGCAACCAGUCAAAGAACAGAAUCAACAAAUUGGAAUCAACGUUGAAGAGUACAUCCCAACAAGUACACAAGGGGAAUGAUAUAAUAAGAAAGUUACAAGGUGAACUUAAAACGUGCAUGGCAAAGGUUAAGUUGAAAAAUACUGUAACAACAAAUCAAGAGAAAGUGCUCCAAGAAAAAUCCCAAGAACUGGCAAAAUGCCAAGAAGAAUUAAAAGAAGUUCACUUUAAGUUGAAACAAUUGGAAAGUGAAAACAAGACCAUAAGUGAAUCAUAUGAAAGUGCAAAGAAAAAAUUGGAGGAAAGUCGUGAGCUACUGAAGACAAAUGAGAAUGUCAUCAACUGGUUGAACAAACAAGUGAAUGAGGUACAGCUCUCAAGAAGGCCACCAGGCCCCUAUGAGCAGCCCUCAACUGCAAGUGCUGGCCAAAAUUUCAAGCCAACAUUUAAUCCAACUCAGCCAUUGAGUACUUCUGUUAUUAGCAGCAUCCCAGGAAAUCUGACAGAAUCCAGGUUUUCCCAUCAUAGCUAUCCAUCAAGGCCCAAUUCUGUUCAGCAACAGAUUCAGUAUAAUCCACAAGUGUCAAGAAAACCGAACUUGAUGGGUCACCAUAAGUUGUCACCUGGCAUACCUGCUAUUCCUGAAGAACUUGCCACUACUCCUGUGUCAUCAGCACCGACGUUGUACGCAAAUAGGCAAGGGAAAAGUGAACCAGUAUUAGAUGCCAAGUUCCUUCAACCAAGCACUGGCCGUGGCGACAUACUCUCUGUCAGAGCUCCAGCUCAUCACUCCACACCAGCCAGUCAAACACCUCCGACAUUACCUCAACCACCAGCUAGACUAAGCCAGGCUCCGGCAAAAGCCCAAAUGCAAGCAGUGAACCCAAGGACCACACCACCUCUGAUGAGUGCUUACUUCCCAGGUCGUCGUCCUCAGGCCUCCGUAUAGAAUGGACAAUGUAAUAUUUUCCGUAUGCCACAGAAAUAUAGAUUGUAAAUAGAGAUUUAUAUAAAAUACUUUAGGGAAAAAAAAUCAAUAAUAUUGUAUAUUGUAUCACUUUUGUAAUUAUAUAGUGGGAAGUGUACUUUCAGCCCUAAGUAGAUCGUAUAAUGUUUGUAUUACUGUAUCAUCCAUUUUGAAGAGAAAUAAAUAAAAAUCAAAUACUUAUAAAAAAUU
Molecule: messenger RNA, 2413 nt
Organism: Anneissia japonica
Lineage: Eukaryota; Metazoa; Echinodermata; Crinoidea; Comatulida; Comatulidae
Product: spindle assembly abnormal protein 6 homolog
Exons: 19
Coding region: 158-2185 (675 amino acids)
Biological process (GO): centriole replication
Cellular component (GO): centriole; centrosome
Source: RefSeq, a predicted model, not a curated record